UUACUGGUCAGAUCAGUUUGAUUUUCUCUUCACUAUAUAUUUGAAUUUUCAAAAAUAAAAUUUCUGAAAUACCGAGAAUAUGAACAACCGGUUCGCCCAAUUGGAUCUGGAGGCGCUCUAUGGAAUUCCCCUAAUGUGUCCAGUGGCCAAGUGCCAGUCGCAAAUGUCGCCACUCGAGAUGCUAACCCAUUUGUUGAUGCGGCACAAUCCGCAGGACUCGAUGACCGAGAUUGGAGCUGAUGUAGAAAAGCAGUAUGAAGUGGAACUGGACAAACUAACGCCGGGUCGUAACCAUUCCGUGGGUGUUAUAGCCUACGGUGGAAACCCAAAACCAGGUCUCAGCUGUGCAGUCACUCCGGAUCUGCAGAUUGUCCAUAAUCUGCCCAUCAUUAUCAUGUUGUAUGUGAGUCCACCGGUGCUGAACAUGGAACAGGUUUAUAUAUUCUACCUGGUGAGUCCGGUGGCCUCUAGGCUAGUGAGUGCCCAUUUAACGCUCCUGGAUGGAUGCCAUGCUAAUGAGACUUUCGGGUUGCGUUGCCUCCGUAACUCUCUGGACAGUCCUUUAAAGGAUAGCCAGGAUCUACUGUACUGUAACAUGGACUAUCUCCUUUACACUGCCACCGAUAUCCGUGGGCUGUGCCCGUUGGGAAUGCAGGGAAAGAUCUUCGUAAAGAUCGUACUCCACGGUGAUCCCGACAUCUUCGAAGUCCACACCCAGCAAAAGGUCUCGGACUAAGUGACUCAUUUAGUUCGAUAAACACUUAAGUGCUGCCCUCCACCAAUUGACGCACACUUGGCAUUCGAGUGGCUGUCAAUAAUAUUCCUUCCUCAAAGAACUGUCAGAAAGAUUGGUUUGGCCCAUUCAUUCAAUAUUUCUGUUUUGGCUGGCAAGAAACUGGGUCAGACAGAGAUAUUCAGUGUUGUGCAGACAUCAAUCAUGAGGGCCAUCUAAUUAGUUACCCACAGGCCUCUUAUUGUGGGAAAUUCUAGUAUCAUUUCUUCUGACCGUGAAGAAUGGGAUUUUUAAUUAUGUGUUAAACGUGGCUGAGCUCUUUUCGAAACUUAUUUUUGCUCUCUCUCUCUGGUAGUCUUUCACUUUCAUUUUAGUGGCACACACAUUUUGUCACCAUUAUUAUAAUUUAAUUCUAGUUAUUUUUCUCUCUGCUUUCUCAAGUCUAGUGUAUUUUUGUAUUAAUUUAAAUCAAAACAAAAUGUCUCAAUGCUUAUUGCUAAGACCUUCGAAGUUUAUUUAAUUUGUUGAGCUAAAACAUACAUUUUAACAUCACAUCCUCACAAAGCUGGUUAUAAAAUAAACUUAAUAAAAAUAUUAAAAGAAUCUUUUAUUUACAGCUGGAAGGGACCAAGCAUUACCAAGUGCCAAAAUCAACGCCUGUGGGUCUAGCUCUCAA
Messenger RNA from Drosophila eugracilis, 1409 nucleotides. RefSeq lists its product as uncharacterized. The transcript has 2 exons. Bases 80 to 736 code for a protein of 218 amino acids. The record is from RefSeq and is a predicted model, not a curated record. Lineage: Eukaryota; Metazoa; Arthropoda; Insecta; Diptera; Drosophilidae.